Messenger RNA from Scylla paramamosain (green mud crab), 1629 nucleotides. Its product is annotated as putative ammonium transporter 1. Gene Ontology annotation, cellular component: plasma membrane. NCBI's taxonomy places the organism in Eukaryota, Metazoa, Arthropoda, Malacostraca, Decapoda, Portunidae. Gene Ontology annotation, molecular function: ammonium channel activity. The record is from RefSeq and is a predicted model, not a curated record. Gene Ontology annotation, biological process: ammonium transmembrane transport; ammonium homeostasis.
UACUGAUCUGUCACUAGAACCGUCAAAACACCUUUAAAAAAACCCAUACCACUUCAACUAGAGCCUCUUAAAACUGUUCUUCCUUUAAAUAAUAUAGAAACCUUGCUAAUCUAUCCCCAAACCUUAAAAAAAACACCUUUGAAAACCCGUGCGUAGCCUCAUCUAACGAAAGCCUAUGGGAAGAAGCAGUGGGGGUGCGCGGGACUGUUGCCAAAUGGAAUACUAACUUUUGUCUUGUUUCCAGUUAUGCAAUGUGGGUUUGCUUUCCUGGAGGCGGGCGCUGUGAGGUCCAAAAACACGACAAACAUCCUAAUCAAGAACAUUUUGGACGUGUCACCCACAGUCAUCGGGGGCAUCGCGUACUGGGUAGUCGGAUACGCCCUAGCUUUUGGACGCGGCAACCCCUUCUGCGGGACGAGCCUGUGGGCGGGCGUGGGCGUGCAGGACGAGCGGCUGGCCUUCUGGUUCUUCCAAUUUGUGUUUGCCGCCACCGCCGCCACCAUAGUGUCAGGGUCCAUGGCGGAGAGAUGCGCCUUCCACGCCUAUCUCAUCUACUCCGUGGUGCUGACAGCUGUGGUGUACCCUGUGGUGUCUCAUUGGGCGUGGUCUGAGGACGGCUGGCUAGCGGGCACCCCUUACCAGGACUUCGCAGGGUCGGGGGUGGUGCACCACGGGGGCGUGGCGGCAUUGGUGGGUUCUGUCAUCCUGGGGCCACGCUAUGGUCGCUUCGGCCCCACUGGGAAGAUCCUGCGGGGUCAUUCUGUGCCGCUGGCAGCACUGGGCGGCUUCAUCCUCCUCUUCGGCUUCCUGGCUUUUAACGGCGGGUCACAGGCGUCCAUCAGCCACGAGGGGGACGCGGGGGCAGUGGCGAAGGCAGUCGUGAACACCGUCAUCUCCGGCUGCUGUGGGGGCGUCACGGCGCUUCUAGUUUACAGGUCCAGAUUCUGCGGGCGCCUCUCCACCUGGUCCUUCCUAAUGGCGCUUAACGGGGCCCUAACUGCUAUGACAAACAAAACACCAAAACACCCACAAACCGAUCCCCCACCGCCCCCUGCCCCCCCAGUGGACGACCCCCUUGACGCCGUGGCAGUGCACAUGGGCGGGGGGCUGUGGGGGCUGGUGGCGGUGGGGCUGCUGCAGGAGGGAGGGGCGGUGCGCGGCGGCUCCCUCGCUACACUGGGCUGGAACCUCGUGGGCGCGCUGGCUAUCAUGGCGUGGGCGGGGGGCUUGUGUCUCAUCAUUUUCGGCGCCCUUAGACACCUCGGCUGGCUACGCGUGUCUGUGGAUAUGGAGAUGCAAGGCAUGGACAUCCUGAAGCACGGGGAGCCGGCGUACCCUGCGGAGGCGUGGCUGGAGCGGCAGUACUCCUUCACGGCCUCCUCUAAAGGGUGCCAAGACGACAGUGACCUGCCUCCCAACAUGACAGCCUCGUGGCGCCCCCAGGCUCCCCACCACCCCCACCACAACGGCCUGUCGCUGCCUCCUGCCCCCAGCCCCCACCAACCCUCCGCUGACCUCCACGAGCUGGCCGAGAUCACGGGUCACGCCAGUCAAGCCGGCCAUCAGAGGUCACAGGGUCACAUCAAUGAAGGUUUCGUCAUGGAGAAGUUGUAGUAGACGCAAUUCAUG